AUGGCAGCACCAACAGAACGAUUUCAUGUGUUAUCACAGCUUGAUCAUUUGCAGUCAAAAUAUACAGGUACUGGACAUGCCGAUACAACGAGAUGGGAAUGGCUCGUUAAUCAGCAUCGUGACACAUAUGCAUCAAUGAUCGGUCAUCCAGACCAUUUAAGUUUGAUAGCAGUAUGCGAAAACGAAUCGCGAGCUAGGGUUCGGUUCAAUCUAUUGAAUCAAAUGAUUGCGCCUUGUGGACCACCACCUGAAAAGUCUCCACUUGAUGAAUGA
Molecule: messenger RNA, 273 nt
Organism: Brugia malayi
Lineage: Eukaryota; Metazoa; Nematoda; Chromadorea; Rhabditida; Onchocercidae
Gene: Bma-moa-2
Exons: 2
Coding region: 1-273 (90 amino acids)
Biological process (GO): mRNA splicing, via spliceosome
Cellular component (GO): U2 snRNP; precatalytic spliceosome
Source: RefSeq, a predicted model, not a curated record